AUGAGAGAGGUCAAUUUUAGCAUUCCAAAUGUCAACAAGGCCUCCGUUGGAAUCACCACUGCCCUUUACGAUCGCCGGGCAUUGGACUGCACCUCCACUUUACCCCUAAUCAACUCAUUAAACCACCUCGCAUACCUCACUACAUCCUCUGCUCGUAUUCGUGACAUCCUCACCGUCGAUGGAGGUGUCGAACGGCUGGUCUGCAUCCUCAAAGAGGGUCGCAGCAAAGAUUUGAUGAACAUGUGGAAAUGGAAUCUUGCGUUUCAAUGCGUCGUUAAUAUCGGCGUUCGGGGAUCGGAAGAUGUUAGGAAGCGUGUAGUUGAAGCGGAUAUGGUCCCCGUGAUCGCGACCAUCCUAGACAACUACAUCCAGGUCAUGGAGCGGUACCGGAUGAGAAAUGAAUCUGGAGUUAGGAGAGGUCUGGGUGCCGGACACAACCAUAAUACAGCACCCUCGCUGAGACCACGGGAAGCCAGAGCAUCCUCUGCUUCUUACUUCGAGCGUACUAACGAGCGCGCUGGUUCUACAUCCACAGAGCGAGCGGCUCGUAGACAGCCUCCUCCUCCAUCUAUUGAAAUCCCAGUGCCUUUCCCCAACGCUCUUCCUAAUGAUCAUGCCACACUGAACUCCGACUCCUCAGUACCUCUCACUGCACCAGCUAUAACAGCCGACCGACCGCUCCGACCACAUCACCACAGGAGCGUCUCCGAACUUCGAUACCAUGCAAAUUUCCCACAAAUUACCUCUAUCGCACCAACACCAGCACAGGGUUUCCCUAGCAGCAGUAACGCAUCGCAAGUUGCUGAUAUGUCAGAGACCUUCGGGUUCCGUCCGGUUAGAGAUGCGGAUAGACUCCCAUCAAUGCUAUUUGGUCAAGGAACAGCCUCACAGCCAGAGUCGCCAACAACCCCGAAUCCUCUUUCUACAGGUGUCUCUGCCCCUAUCUCCACAGGUGGAACUAGAAUGUCCAGAUCUACCAAUCGACCCUCCAUUAGACAUACCCGGUCGAUGUCGGAUGAAUCUGACGAGAUCGAGGCAAAUUCGGACGAGGUUUCGUCCAACAUCUCUGGUGGCAUAGAGAGUGGAAACGAACCGAUAGUAGGCCUCCAAUCCGGCGUCACCGUCUCCAUCCGCUCCACCGAAAUGCUUGUCGAGACAGAUGAUACUCCCAUGACCAUGGAUACACAAGCCGGUGCCGACGGACCAGAUGCCGAAACAUUCAACAUUACACAUAGAUCGCCAAUUGACGGCAGUAUCAUGGAUCCUUCCAAUGACGCCACUGAAACACCCGGAUUCUCCCAGCUCAUCAACCGUACCAGUCCAAACCCGAUGACCAUCCAACCACCGACUCAGCUCGCCGGGCUUGUUCCAAAUAACCCAUCCUCUCAACAAAUCGUCCUCCCGUCUAUGCCACGUGAGGAUGAUGUUCUUAUGUCGCUUCAGCUGCUUGCGUAUGUCUCGAAGUAUACGUAUCUUCGCACUUACUUCCAGAAAUCGCAUCUCGUGCCAAAUCUUUCUAUCAACUCGGAAAUUCACCUUCUCGACGAAGCCGAUGGGAAGACUCCUAUCCGAGCUCCUGAACCGCCAAUGGAAGAAUAUCUGGUCCCAGAUGAUUUUAAUAUCUUCCCACUCGUCGAGAAAUUCACCGUUCGUCACCACCCACAGGAUAUGCAAUACUGGGCCGGCGUCGUCAUGAGGAAUCUCUGUAGGAAAGACGAUUCCCGUGGUGGCAUCCGGCAGUGUGCUUAUUUCCAGUGUGGAAAAUGGGAGGAAUUCACACGACAAUUCGCGAAGUGCAGGCGCUGCCGACGAACCAAGUACUGCAGCAAGGAUUGUCAAAAGAAUGCUUGGGUGUAUCACAGGCACUGGUGCGUCGUGGCUGCCCAGCAGUAG
Molecule: messenger RNA, 1893 nt
Organism: Orbilia oligospora ATCC 24927
Lineage: Eukaryota; Fungi; Ascomycota; Orbiliomycetes; Orbiliales; Orbiliaceae
Exons: 1
Coding region: 1-1893 (630 amino acids)
Biological process (GO): establishment or maintenance of cell polarity; ubiquitin-dependent protein catabolic process
Cellular component (GO): MUB1-RAD6-UBR2 ubiquitin ligase complex
Source: RefSeq, a predicted model, not a curated record